This is a messenger RNA of Talaromyces marneffei, 480 nucleotides long. RefSeq lists its product as uncharacterized. The record is from RefSeq and is a predicted model, not a curated record. Gene Ontology annotation, biological process: mitochondrial electron transport, NADH to ubiquinone. NCBI's taxonomy places the organism in Eukaryota, Fungi, Ascomycota, Eurotiomycetes, Eurotiales, Trichocomaceae. The coding region runs from base 1 to 480 and encodes 159 amino acids. The transcript is spliced from 4 exons.
AUGGCGGCCAGAGAACCUCAAUUCAGUCAACACAUCCUCGUCGACACGACGCCGAUGCCAAAUGACAUCCCCAAGGUCCAGGAAAUUGGCGCCACAUCCGCUCCCUUGAUGAGCGCAUCUUUCUUUAUCGGAGACCGCUGCCGUGCCUAUAACGAUGACUACAUGAAGUGCAAGGCCGAGGCCAAUGGCCGUGGAGAGUUGGAUUGUCUCAAGGAGGGUCGCAAAGUCACCCGCUGUGCGGCCAGCGUGAUCAAGGAUAUCAACACCCACUGCUUGAAGCAGUUCAACGCUCACUGGCAAUGCCUCGAGAACAACAACCACCACAUGUUCGAAUGCCGGAAACCAGAGAUUGACCUAAACCAAUGUGUAUUUGAGAAGCUGGGCCUCAAGAAGACUAUCCCUGGAACCCCCGAAAAUGUGACUCCUGUCCAUUUGCGACCAAAACAGAUUUACGCCCAGUACCCUGGAAACCAGUACUAG